GGCUAUUUUGGCGAUUUUAUUUUACAUAUACUAUUGAAAAUUAACAUCCAAAAACUUUGAUAAAAACCGAACAUCAAUAAAGUUAGAUUAUUGUAAUAUUCCGGCCAGAGGAUGCCAGGACUUCAUUUGUAUUUAAAGACUUUAGUAUAGGAUCUUCUUUAAAAAAUCUUCUCUUCCACAAAUCCAGGAAACCCAUUUAUUAACCUAACUCUUUGUUUACUUGUGGCUCAAGAUAAAAAAGCUUUUUAUUUAUGAUUUAAAGGUGACUUUUGUGUUGACACUUUCCGUUCUGUACUUCAUCAAAAAGCACCGCGUUAAAACCGGCAAUCGGAAAAUGGCGAACAGAAAAGUGCGUGGAGUGGCCAUCGGUCGCCUGGAUGCAAUAUUAUCCGGUAUUUUCAUUAUCCUCUCGGCUGUAGGCAUGCGAUUGGCAGACGUGAUUGGACCUCAAAUAGCACAGUUUCUGAAUAGCUCUAUUCGGCAUGCAGCCUCUGAUCUUCGCUUUUUUCUUACUAUUUUUUUUGUCGUCAAGGUGAUGAAUUUACCUGCAUCGAUCUUGUUGGCUGUGGGCUCAGCCAAGGAAAGAAUCCUUUAUCUAGCGCCCUGGCUGGGAUUGAAUUUGUCGUACCUCAUCUUGGCAAGCACAGUUACUCUUAUACAGUGGACAAAACUAGUUGAUUCCUCCGUUCCCUUGCUGAAGGCUUUUGGGAUCAUUCUGGUUUCAAUAGCAAUACUGUUUAUCAGAUGCUAUUUAUGUUACGAGGUUCAUUCCCUGUUGAAAGAAAUGCGAGAGGCAAGGGAAAUCCUUCACACCCUUAUAACGGCGGCACCAGAGGUCCGAGAGGUUCGCGUAAAUGCAGUUUUUGUACAUGUCGAAGAACAAUCUUAAUAAAAGAAAAAGACACCUA
Molecule: messenger RNA, 908 nt
Organism: Drosophila ananassae
Lineage: Eukaryota; Metazoa; Arthropoda; Insecta; Diptera; Drosophilidae
Exons: 4
Coding region: 335-889 (184 amino acids)
Source: RefSeq, a predicted model, not a curated record